This is a messenger RNA of Budorcas taxicolor (takin), 1096 nucleotides long. It is a transcript of the gene RASD1, whose product is annotated as ras related dexamethasone induced 1. Lineage: Eukaryota; Metazoa; Chordata; Mammalia; Artiodactyla; Bovidae. The record is from RefSeq and is a predicted model, not a curated record. Bases 133 to 963 code for a protein of 276 amino acids. Gene Ontology annotation, molecular function: GTP binding; GTPase activity. The transcript is spliced from 2 exons.
UGGACGCGCAGAGCCAGAGCUUUUGUCCGGAAUCCAGAGCCCCGCUGAACCCAAGCCCGAGCCGGCCGAGCCGAACUCUGCCCUGCGCUCGUCUCACGGCCCCGCGCCCGGCCCCCUCGGUCCCUCUGCUCAAUGAAACUGUCUGCGAUGAUCAAGAAGAUGUGCCCGAGCGACUCGGAGCUGAGGAUCCCGGCCAAAAACUGCUACCGCAUGGUGGUCCUCGGCUCGUCCAAGGUGGGCAAGACGGCCAUCGUGUCGCGCUUCCUGACGGGCCGCUUCGAGGACGCCUACACGCCCACCAUCGAGGACUUCCACCGCAAGUUCUACUGCAUCCGCGGCGAGAUCUACCAACUGGACAUCCUCGACACGUCCGGCAACCACCCGUUCCCCGCCAUGCGGCGCCUCUCCAUCCUUACCGGAGACGUGUUCAUCCUGGUGUUCAGCCUGGACAACCGCGACUCCUUCGAGGAGGUCCGGAGGCUCAAGCGGCAGAUUCUCGACACCAAGUCGUGCCUAAAGAACAAGACCAAGGAGGACGUGGACGUGCCCCUGGUCAUCUGUGGCAACAAGGGGGACCGCGACUUCCACCGCCAGGUCGAGCCGCGCGAGAUCCAUCAGCUGGUGGGCGCCGACCCCCGGCGCUGCGCCUACUUCGAGAUCUCGGCCAAGAGGAACAGCAGCCUGGAUCAGAUGUUCCACGCGCUCUUCACCAUGGCCAACCUGCCGCGCGAGAUGAGCCCGGACCUGCACCGCCGCGUGUCGGCGCAGCACAGCGAGGCGCUGCACCAGAAGGCGCUGCAGGGCAAGAGGCUGCGGCGAGCGGGCGGCGACCGAGACGACGCCUUGGGCAUCCUGGCGCCCUGGGCGCGCAGGCCGAGCGUGCACAGCGACCUCAUGUACAUCCGCGAGAAGGCCAGCGGCGGCGGCCAGGCCAAGGACAAGGAGCGCUGCGUCAUCAGCUAGGAGCCCCCGCCCCACGCGGCCGCAGAGCCUCAGAAGGCCCUGUAGUUCGAGUGUCCAGGCCACGUGCCCCAAACCUCGGGCAUCUUCCUUCCCGGCGCCCCAGCCCGUGCACCGGGGAGACUCAGCGAACAGA